CAAAUAUAUUAAAAUGGAAACCCGGAACAAAGGUUCCUCCCGAAGGAGUCCACUAGAAUCGAUACCACUCAUUGAGGAAGUGGUAGUAAAGCUAGAACCGGACGAGUGUGCCACUCUCCUACCGGAAAGCGAUGACGAACCUCUGAUGCGUAGAAGCCCUCUCUCUUAUUUCAGAAAACGUAGCUCCCCGGCACCGAAAUCGCGUAGUCGUCAUAGGACAUCUCGACAUGUGCAAGUCGAUCCGGACGAUCUUGAUAGACAUUUGGGCAAAAAGGGCAACUGGGAGCUGGAACGCGAAGAUGAGCCCCUCUUUCUUCCGGGUAACGCUGUGGUGGAUUCACAGUGCCGAUGUUGUUUGCGCAAGCUAGACAAAAGUCACUUGUUGCUUAUCGAGCGAUCGCUCAAGACCAAGAUGCGUUUAGUAUUCAAAGUGAGAGUUCAUCCGUACGAUUCGUAUCCCUUCGUUUGCGUCAAUUGUACCAACUUGAUACAUGCUUUAGCGGAUUUCCGAGAAGCAUUAGUCAAAUCGAAGAUACUACUGAAGCAGGAACAGGCUGUUUUGAAUGACGACAGUUGGAUAUCGCCGGAGCACUUGGCAUCAGUAGCCAUGUGUCGGAAAUUGGUCGACCAACACCGGAAACAUGUCGAAGCGAUCUACGAAGAUUACCAAAUGCGGUUGCGAGCUGCUGAUGACCAGGAGAUAAAGGAAACUCAAGAGACUGAACAAACUGUUAGUAAAGAAGAAAAGGUCAAAAUUGCAGAAGACAUUCAAACUGCAGAACAAACAACUGACAUUCAAGAGGAAAAGGUUGAAGAAACUUUGUCCGGCAAAAAUUCAAUCGCAUCUGAACCAUGUUCUCCACUAAAUAUCAAAGAAUCCUCCGAUUACGAUGACAAUGAUGAGGAUAAUUCCAAUGAUGAAGACUCAGAAGAUGAAGAUUAUGAACCACCCGAAGAGAAACAAUUUAGCAAAACUGUCUUCUCGAACAUUAAAUUGAAAACAAACGAAGCUACCGACUAUAAUUGUGAAUCUCAACAAGAAUCUAUAGAAGUGAUAAUGAAACGAAAAAGGGGCAGACCAAGAAAGGAUGGCAGCCUGAGCGCGCCUAAGCCACAAACUCAAAAGAAAGUAAAAAAGCACAAAAAUCCUCGCUUACCGAAACCUAAACCUGAACCGCUGGAUAAAUCGGCGAGACACGCUCUGUGUCCCAUAUGCGGAAAAAGUGUUCACAUUACAGCUAAAGAGGCCCACAUGAAUCAGCACAGCGGAGUACAACCUUACAAGUGUCCCUUCGAGGGCUGCAAUCUAACGUUUUACGGCAAGAAUUACUGGUCCCGUCAUAUCAAACGAAUGCACGGUAACAACGGUGGAGUUCACACCAACGACUGCGAUAUCUGCGGAAAAACCAUCCGAGGAUCGCUGGGCGUCCUCCGGGAGCACCAAGCUCGACACGCGCUUACCGACAAAAACGUGGUCUGCAACGUUUGUGGCCAGAGGUUCUGGCUAGCGAAACACCUCAAGCAACACAUGAUUAUUCAUACCGAUUUGUUUCCAUACGAGUGCCAGUAUUGCGGCAAGAAAUUCAAACAUAAGGCCAGCAAGGAUACGCACGAGAAGAAUGUUCAUGAGAAAAAGAAUAAUUUUGGUAGCGUUGCUACUUUUAGCAGCAGCGAAUAUCCACAAAUGAUUCCACCAACAGGUGAAUUUGAAUGAAGUACCUAGAUAAUUAAUUUUUAAAUUAUCAAAAUCAUAAAAAAGUUUGUUCAAAUUACGUUUC
Molecule: messenger RNA, 1778 nt
Organism: Uranotaenia lowii
Lineage: Eukaryota; Metazoa; Arthropoda; Insecta; Diptera; Culicidae
Product: zinc finger protein 37-like
Exons: 4
Coding region: 14-1714 (566 amino acids)
Biological process (GO): regulation of transcription by RNA polymerase II
Cellular component (GO): chromosome
Molecular function (GO): RNA polymerase II cis-regulatory region sequence-specific DNA binding; chromatin insulator sequence binding; DNA-binding transcription factor activity
Source: RefSeq, a predicted model, not a curated record